UAUUGUGAAGUCAGUGGCUACCAGGCCCUGAGCGCAGCCCCUCAAGGUGACUGAGGAGCCCAGGAUGUUGAAGAGAGCUAGAAGGAGGUGCCAAGAACACUGGGCUGCCUCCUGCCAUCCAGCUUGCAGUCCAACAUGUGAGUAACAUCAACACAGAUGAAAAGUCAUCGAAUGUGCCCAGUUGGGAAUAUCAUCCUGGCAGACAUUGAACUAGGAGGUAGAGCCCUGGAGAGGUGUUUAUUUUCUGAACUAAAAAAGCUCUUCAGCUUGGCAGCCUCCUCCGUGCAUUCACCUGCCUCUUACACAGUGAAGUCAUCACUCUUUCUGACAGGCCUGUCAUUUUUAUGAUGAUUUCUUUGCCGGAGCCUAAAUACAAAAAUGCAGGUGAACCGGAUUCUGUGUUUUCCAGAAAAAGGCAAAUCAAGGACUAAAACAAGGUGAUCGAGGGACUUGAACAGUGGAAAAGAGCAGUCAUGGUCUAGGAACCUUAGAAGGACAAUUGCUCACAGGCAAUUUCAUAACCAGCUUGGAAGGAAUCAAACAAAGGCAAUAGCUUUCCUCUGAUGGACAUGGGAAAGCUUCCUGGUAAAGGCUCGGACCAUGGUGCAGUCCCACUGGCUCCCCUGCCCCCCUCUCCUGUGAGACUGGCUGCGGGGAGGGAUCAUGGAUACUUGUCUGCCGGCUUCUGGUUCCCACGCAAGUAAGCCUGCUGUCAAUGGAGGAGGACAUUGAUACCCGCAAAAUCAACAACAGUUUCCUGCGCGACCACAGCUAUGCGACCGAAGCUGACAUUAUCUCUACGGUAGAAUUCAACCACACGGGAGAAUUACUAGCGACAGGGGACAAGGGGGGUCGGGUUGUAAUAUUUCAACGAGAGCAGGAGAGUAAAAAUCAGGUUCAUCGUAGGGGUGAAUACAAUGUUUACAGCACAUUCCAGAGCCAUGAACCAGAGUUCGAUUACCUGAAGAGUUUAGAAAUAGAAGAAAAAAUCAAUAAAAUAAGAUGGCUCCCUCAGCAGAAUGCAGCCUACUUCCUUCUGUCUACUAACGACAAAACUGUGAAGCUGUGGAAAGUCAGCGAGCGUGACAAGAGACCAGAGGGCUACAACCUGAAGGAUGAGGAAGGCCGACUCCGGGAUCCGGCCACCAUCACCACCUUGCGGGUGCCUGUCCUGAGACCCAUGGACCUGAUGGUGGAGGCCACCCCGCGAAGAGUAUUUUCCAAUGCACACACGUACCACAUCAACUCUAUAUCAGUCAACAGCGACUAUGAGACCUAUAUGUCAGCUGAUGACCUAAGGAUUAACCUAUGGAACUUUGAAAUAACCAAUCAAAGUUUUAAUAUCGUUGACAUUAAGCCAGCCAACAUGGAGGAGCUCACAGAGGUGAUCACCGCGGCCGAGUUCCACCCCCAUCACUGCAACACCUUCGUGUACAGCAGCAGCAAAGGGACAAUCCGGCUGUGUGACAUGAGGGCGUCGGCCCUGUGUGACAGGCACACCAAGUUUUUUGAAGAGCCAGAAGACCCAAGCAACAGGUCGUUUUUCUCUGAAAUUAUCUCUUCGAUUUCGGAUGUGAAAUUCAGCCACAGUGGGAGGUAUAUCAUGACCAGGGACUAUCUGACUGUCAAAGUCUGGGAUCUCAACAUGGAAAAUCGCCCCAUCGAGACUUACCAGGUCCACGACUACCUCCGCAGCAAGUUGUGCUCCCUCUAUGAAAAUGACUGCAUUUUUGAUAAAUUUGAGUGUGUGUGGAACGGGUCAGACAGUGUCAUCAUGACGGGCUCCUACAACAACUUCUUCAGGAUGUUUGACCGAAACACCAAGCGCGAUGUUACCUUGGAAGCCUCGAGGGAGAACAGCAAACCCCGGGCUAUCCUCAAACCACGGAAAGUGUGCGUGGGGGGCAAGCGGAGAAAAGAUGAGAUCAGCGUCGACAGUCUGGACUUUAGCAAAAAGAUCUUGCAUACAGCUUGGCAUCCUUCAGAAAAUAUUAUAGCAGUGGCGGCUACAAAUAACCUAUAUAUAUUCCAGGACAAGGUUAACUAGGAGGGCAAGUUAUUACUUAUUAAUCUCACAUACUGAAUACUAGUCACACCUGGUUUUAAAUGUUUCUUUGGGUCUUCAUUUGAUGCAUUGACUUUACUUUCCCUAUGCAGAAAACGAUCGGAAUCAAAUUGAAAGGAGUGUCACUUUCCCAAAUCCCCGGUUCUCUAAGAAACUUUUGUCCAGCCCAAUAAGUUCUGGGACACGUCUGUUUAGAGUUGAGAGCUGCCAGCUGACGGUUCUUCUUCCAUAGUUGACUUGAAUUUCUGAUGCUUUUGUUGCCCAGUUUUCUCUGGUGGGUCCAGUGUUUUGUUUCUAGGUGUCUGCUGAGAUAAAAUGAGAUUGUCUGUAGUAUUUAAAGAGAAAAGAGAUUAAGUUUUUUUUUUAAUUGAGCAAUUCCAUUUGAUUGGGGGAAAAAAAACAACAAAAAAUAAACACCGUUUACUCU
Molecule: messenger RNA, 2492 nt
Organism: Talpa occidentalis (Iberian mole)
Lineage: Eukaryota; Metazoa; Chordata; Mammalia; Eulipotyphla; Talpidae
Gene: PPP2R2B
Product: protein phosphatase 2 regulatory subunit Bbeta
Exons: 12
Coding region: 716-2047 (443 amino acids)
Biological process (GO): peptidyl-serine dephosphorylation
Cellular component (GO): cytosol; protein phosphatase type 2A complex
Molecular function (GO): protein binding; protein phosphatase regulator activity
Source: RefSeq, a predicted model, not a curated record